GUGUAGAGCCCAUCAUGGCUGCUGAGGGCUGUCAGUAGGGGAUUUGUUUUUAACUCUGAAGCGGUUCCUCUGCUCGGUGACACGCACACGUCCGACCCGCCCGCCUCCCGGUUCUUGCUCAGACUGCCCGGUGGAGCGGCGCCAUGGCUCAGUGCGCCCAGUCCGUGCAGGAGUUCAUCCAGGACUCGUUUGUGCCGAUGGUGUCCGUCCUGUGCAGCGAAGACGCGGAGAGAGUGACCCGCAAGAACAACCUGAGUUUCCCGGAGCUCCUGCGCCCUUUCUGCCGGCUGACCUCGGAGGGUCACUUGCGUGACCCCAAUAACCAGGUGGUGGUGGUGAAGGGGCUUCGUAUUAGCGUGACAGGGGUUAACACUCGGCCGCCAAACUCUGGCGAGGUCCGCAAACUCCUGAGCCAGGCUGUGUCUGCCUGCCAGCCUCCUGAAGGGCUACCUGCUAAUGUCAUCACUGCAGGAGACUACGACCUCAACAUCAGCGACCGCUCGGUCAAAGCGAGCGUACCCUGGUACUCUGACUGGAAAGAAAUGCUCACCCAGCUCAGCUCCUCCAAAUACUACACAGCAACAACACCAUGGUUUGAAGCAUAUAGAGAGAACUUUCUACAGUCCAUGCCUGCAUCAGACCAUGAGUUCCUCAACCACUACUUGGCCUGCAUGUUGGUGGUGUCGUCUCGUGAAGCCGUUCCCACAGAGCAAUUUCUAAAGCUUUCUCAGGAGCAGCACAGGAUCCAGCACAAUGGAGAAUACACCUACCCCAAAUGGUUCAUUCCCAACACCCUCAAAUACUAUGUCCUGCUUCACGACAUCAGCGAUGGAGACGAACAGAGGGCGGACUCCGUGUAUGAGGACAUGAAGCAGAGAUAUGGCACUCAAGGCUGUUACCUGUUGAAGAUCAAUUCCAGAACUGAUGCUGCUGGACCAGAUGAACAAAUGCCUGAUCCCUGGAGUCAAUAUUUACAGAAGACCAACAUCCAUAGCCCUUAUGAAGAAGCUGUGCUGAAUAAUGUGGAGAAUAACAUCAGCUCAGAAGUGGACGGACUUGACUCAUCAGACGUGGUCUCUGAGAUCCAUCCGCUCAAGCUGGAACAGUCAGCUGACCCCGGUUACCCUGGCAACCCCAGCAAGGCAGUGAACAGUGCUGACACGGCAAGGACGCAGAAACAGGGUAGUGUGACUCCUAGUGCUGCCCCCACAGCUCAUGGAGCCUGCUUGACACUGAAUGACCACGACCGUAUCCGCCAGUUCAUCCAGGAGUUCACCUUCAGAGGACUGCUACCGCACAUAGAGAAAAACAUCCGCCAGCUCAACGAUCAGCUGGUGUCCAGGAAAGGAUUGAGUAGGUCUCUCUUCUCAGCCACGAAAAAGUGGUUUGGGGGCGGGAAGGUUCCAGAGAAGAGUAUCGCGGAACUAAAGAACACUGCAGGAUUGCUGUAUCCCCCAGAAGCUCCAGAGUUGCAGAUCAGGAAGAUGGCUGACCUGUGUUUUCUGGUACAGCACUAUGAGCUGGCCUAUAGCUGCUACCACACUGCCAAGAAGGACUUUCUCUCUGACCAGGCCAUGCUGUAUGCUGCAGGAGCACUGGAGAUGGCUGCCGUAUCUGCGUUUCUGCAGAGUGGUGCUCCCAGGCCGUACCCUGCACACUACAUGGAGACGGCCAUCCAGACCUACCGGGACGUCUGCAAAAACAUGGUCCUGGCUGAGCGCUGUGCUCUGUUGAGUGCUGAGGUGCUGAAGAGUCAGGCCAAAUACUCAGAUGCUGCUACUCUGCUAAUCAAGAUGACAAGUGAGGACUCUGAUUUGCGGAGUGCGCUCCUGUUGGAACAGGCGGCCCACUGCUUCAUUAAUAUGCGCAGCCCCAUGGUGAGGAAGUUUGCCUUCCACAUGAUCCUAUCUGGCCACCGCUACAGCAAGGCUGGACAGAAGAGGCAUGCAUUGCGGUGUUACUGCCAGGCCAUGCAGGUGUACAAGGGGAAGGGCUGGACUCUUGCUGAAGAUCACAUCAACUUCACCAUCGGCCGCCAGUCCUUCACACUGCGGCAGCCUGAGAACGCUGUGGCCGCGUUCCGGCACAUUCUCAUCAACGACAGCAAGCAGACAGCCACCCAGCAGAGCGCCUUCCUCAGGGAAUACCUCUAUGUCUACAAAAGUUUGAGCCAGCCGUCCAAUGAGGGCUCCUUGCCUCAGCUGCCCCUGCCCUGCAUUCACAGUGCUCAGACACGCGUGUUCUUCGGCCAUGAGCCCAGACUUGCAGAGGGGGAGAAGCAAGCUGCCACCCACGUGUGGCUGGAUCAGGAGUUUGACGGGGAGCAGGCCCAGCUGUGGGCGGAGCUGGAAGAGCAGGUGGUUGCCGUGGCUAAUAGGGGGAGUGUGCCUAUCAGCUUCCAGCCCACGCAGUACUGCCUUAGCAGCCACACAGACAACCUGCGUUACCCCCUCGCUGUGGUGGAAGAGCCCAUGUUUGUGGAGGUGGUGUUUCGGAACCCUCUAAAGGUUCCGCUGGUUCUGUCAGACCUGUCUCUGCUGUGGAAGUUCACGACAAAGGACUUUUCUGGACCUCAGGGAGGCACAACUGGAGAAACCAUUACCAAUGAGAAGGAGGCAGCUGCAGGCACAGCCACAGCUCUUAAUGACAUUAUCAGCACUGAAGUCAUUCCAGAGUUUACUGUUAGUCCAGAAGAGACAAAAGUGGCCCGACUGAAGUUGCUCCCUCAUAAAACAGGAGAGCUACAUGUGCUUGGUAUUGUUUACAACUUGGGCACCAGAGAAGAGGACAACAGCACUAGUGAAGCCAGUCAGUAUAUGUUUGUGCGCGGGCGGCAGGACCUGGAAAUCCAGGGCCCAAGACUCAACGUGACCAAAGAGGAGAAGACCUCAGUUAGACAUGGACCAGAUCGCCGCCUAGACCCAAUCAUCACUCCUCCAAUGCCCCUGCUGGAGGUGUUCUUCAUAAACUUCCCUACGGGCUUGCUGUGUGGUGAGAUUAGGAAAGCAUGGGUGGAAUUCGUCAACGUGAGCGCAGUUCCUCUUGCUGGCCUGCGAGUGGCGUCCACACACCCAGAGUUCUUCACCUUUGGCAGUGCCGCUGCUGACCUUACCCCUGUUACCCCUACAGCUGCUGAGCAUUGCUCUGCGUACAAGACUAUGGUCACACCCCCGUCUGAUGCUGCCGUAACGCUGGUGUCUCCGGCAACAUUUGGCAUUACUGGGGACGACAGACCUACGGUAGUGGAAAUCCCUUUAACUGGAGAAGUGCUAGGACCAGGAGAGGCGCUACAGAUCCCACUGUGGCUCAGAGGACCUGACCGAGAGGGAGUGCAUGAGAUAAGCUUCCUGUUUUACUAUGAGAGCCUGGAGAAAAAUGCAAAGCUCAGUCACAGAGUCCUGCGUCACAAAGCCGUUAUCUGUGCAAGUCGUUCGCUGAGUGUCAGGGCGACAGCAAGCCGCAGUAACACGCUGCCAGGGCAGAGGCAGGAGGACGAGAGAGAGGAAGAGCGAAGCGGCAGCAUGCUGGUCUUUGUGGAUGUGGAGAACAUCAACACUAGUGAAGCAGGAGUACGUGAGUUCCACAUAGUGCAGGUGUCCAGCAGCAGCAGACAGUGGAGGCUGCACAAAUGCAUCAAUCCUGCAGGAGACAAAGACUCCAAGCUGGCGAGCAGAGAGAGGGGGAAGCUGUGCUUCAGGGCAACUAGAUGCAGAACACAGGAAGCUACCUCAGACGCACUGGAGAAAUACACGUUUGCUGACCUAAAUCUUGGCAAUGAACAGAUUGUCAGUUCUACGACUCCUUGUGCAGACUUCUUUUUCCGGAGAGGUCCGCCCUCUGAGCCCAGGAAAGGAGGUGUGAUCACAGUAGGGGGUCUUUUGAGGAGGCAGAGCCUCACUCCAGCAAGCAGCACUGAUGACAGUAUGACCAGUAUUGUUCGGAAAUGCAGUGAAGUGGAACUCGACAUCAUCGUGCUCUGGAAGGCCUAUGUGGUAGAGGACAACAAGCAGCUCAUUUUAGAGGGGCAGCUCCAUGUGGCUCUGCAGACCAUCGGCAAAGAGGCCUGCUCACUCUCACAGAAAGAGGAAGCUCAAGAGAUGGUGUUGCUGAAGUUUAAGCCUGAUCUUCCUCCUCCUGUCAGCAGACCCUCGCUGGAACAGCUUUCUCAUCUCAUCAAGACCUGUCUGCACUACCCUGAGUCUUACGACCACCCAUUCCCACAGAAGAGUUUAUGCAUGGUUCCAGUUACCUUGACAUUGUCCAACUGUUCCCUGGCUCAGGUAGAUGUCAUCAUUGACCUGCGACACAAAACUACCAGCCCGGAGUCACUGGAGGUGCAUGGCUCGUUUACCUGGCUGGGACAGACGCAGUAUAAGCUGCAGCUGCGGCCACAGGAGGUCCACCGGCUCUCCCUCAAAGCCUGCUUCUUCCAGGCCGGCGUGUACAACCUGGGCACACCACGGGUGUUCGCCAAGCUGGCACAGUCGGGCACGAUGUGUGAGACCAGCCAGCAGAGCGCCAUGCCAGCCCUCAUCAUCAUCAACAGUAUGUGAGCCACCAGUCAGUGCUGUGGCCUGCUGCUGCCCCAGCCUCAACUCACCACUCUCCACCCAAACCCUACAGCAUCCAGAUUCUACCAGACUGCUGCCGUUUUCUACUUAGUAAAAAGAACAAACCUGAAACUUGGGGGGAGCAUUAAACAAAGUUUAGUAAGUUUCAGUUAAAUUCUGCAUCUGAUGUGCUCGUGAACUCUGGUGAGAUGGUCAAACACAAAUAAAAGCCCUAGGGCAAAGAAUCAUGGACUUGAAAUGAGAGGCUCUUUUGGUAUAUCUUAUGUCAGCAGUGUAUCA
Colossoma macropomum (tambaqui) is the source of this 4850-nucleotide messenger RNA. It is a transcript of the gene trappc8, whose product is annotated as trafficking protein particle complex 8. Gene Ontology annotation, biological process: endoplasmic reticulum to Golgi vesicle-mediated transport; protein localization to phagophore assembly site. Gene Ontology annotation, molecular function: protein binding. Gene Ontology annotation, cellular component: cytoplasmic vesicle; phagophore assembly site; TRAPPIII protein complex. The record is from RefSeq and is a predicted model, not a curated record. NCBI's taxonomy places the organism in Eukaryota, Metazoa, Chordata, Actinopteri, Characiformes, Serrasalmidae.